CAGCGCAGCAUCCCGCAUCACACACACAAGAAUGCUGGCGACCAUGUCAAAAUAAAAACCAGACACACAUACAUAUGGCUGAGGAGAUGUAAACAGCGAUGUAGCUUUGAAGAUGCCAUCCUUUUUCGUCUAUCGUUUUCUCUUCUUUGUCUCUUUGUCCAAUAUUAACGGGGUAGCUAGUAAAUCCAUCCCUGAAAGCGCAGCACGGGAGGUGCAGGUGAGGGUGCAGGUGUUUGAUGGAGGAGAUCUGUCACCCCUGCCCAAUACUGCCAUCACUGUCUAUGGUAACCAAAGUGUGCUGGCACAAAGUAAAGCAGGCAGUGGUGGCACGGAGGUGGUCAGCUUCCUGUACCGCACGGGAACAUGGGUAAUCAUUACAGCAUCUCAGAGAGAUUACCUCACCAGCUCAGUGCCAUGGCAUGCCAGCCGUUUACCCUUGUAUGCAUCUGUCAGUCUUUACUUGAUGGCACAGAAGCCUGGCACACUCAUCCUAUACGAUGAUGUCAUCCAGGUGUUUCAUGGCUCUCCAAGUGGGCGGAGUCAGCCAUGGCUGCAAAUUCCAAGGCGGAGCCUACAGUUUAACUCCUCUUACACAGAACUGACUGCAGUUUUAACAACAGCCAGAGAGCAGAAUGAAAUUAACUUGUUCCCUUACCCUCUCGCCCUGGAACCAAACAACACAGGAGGAGAGACUGGCUGGAUGGACCUGACAGCAAUAGCAGCUGUCAGCGCUCAGCUGUUUGAUCGUGAGGGUCGAGCGGUUGAAGUCAUCGAGCCUGUUCAUAUCUCUGUGCCUCUGCCCUCUGAUUCCCAGAUAAGAUCUGCUACCAGCAUACCCGUGUGGGUGUAUGACACUAAGACAGGACUAUGGGUACGAAAUGGAACAGGAUUUAUCACCCGAGUGGGAUCAAAGCUGACAUGGGACUUCACUGCCUCACAGCUUGGCUACUGGAUUGCAGCCUUCCGAUCUUCAACAGGCUCAGGUUUAUCUCAUCCAGGCCUGCAGGACAUCACAGCUUACCACACCUUCUUUCUGCUAUCCAUACUGGGAUCUCUCUCACUGCUCGUACUUGUCUUACUCUGUGUCCUUCUGUACUACUGCAGGCGAAGAUGUCUGAAGCCCAGGCGUCAAAUGAAACAUGUCCAAGCUCCAUCUGCUUUGAAUGGAUCAAAGCGGGACCAAGGCACCUCUACUUCCCAAUUGAACCUCAUCUGUGGUGGCCAUGUUGAAUCCGUUGCCACCAAUGGCAACUUAGAUGCCAACAAAUCUGAUGGCUCACCCUCCCAUGCCUUCAAGAGUUCUCGGGAUGAGCUUUCCAGGCCCGUUCCUGCCCAUAAACUCAGGCAUUCUUCUAAGACCAAGCAGUCCAAAGGUGCCCAAUCCAAGCAAUCAAAAGGUGAGAGCUUCCCAAUGAAGGUACAUCGAUCAACAGAAACAAGCAGUCUGGACAGCAAUCUUCUAAACGAUGACUACGGAAGCAACUAUAGCCCUGACGACAAAGAUCACGCUUAUCGCCGAAGGCACGUUGUCAAUGACAAUUGUGGCUACACGUCCAACCCGCCUUCACCGCCAAUUGCAGACAAGCCGCCAGAAUAUUCACAGGUUUUGCAGGGACCAGAUCACCUUGCUCGUCCAACGUCGAUAAACACGCAACCAGGUCAGAUUAUAUUCUGCAGUUCAUUGGAUCAGAUGAAGGAGAACAUGUACCGUUCAAUGGUACCAACUCUUGUGAUCCCAGCCCACUACAUGAGGCUUUCAUCUGAGUUUGGUGCCACAGAUCAAGGUAAGGAUGGGCAGAGUCAGGCAGAAAGAGACAGAGAUGGACAGAGUCCACACGUUACUAGCAGUGGGGUUCAGAACCAAAGCAACCAGGGUCAGACCCCAGACCAUAGUGAAGGUGAACAAGGGUCAUCUCCAGCUGGUUCUGAUGAGAGCGAUUGGCCGUGCGGUGGUCCACCAGCACCGGUUCAUAUACCUGUUUUGUUUAAUGACUCUACCAUCUCACAGAUGAACGGGGAGCUACAAGCACUCACAGAGAAGAAGCUUCUGGAGUUGGGGGUGAAGCAGCACCCCCGUGCCUGGUUCAUAUCUCUUGAUGGCGAUGCCAAUGCUCACGUACGCCACUCGUACAUUGAUGUAGGUGCUGAGCUCAGCCAUAAUGGAACACACAGUGGAAAUCACAGUGCCCAGAGCACACUUAGCGCCCCUGCUGGCAGCAGUAAGGACCGUAUAGUAGAUACUCCAAGUCUCCAAGACACCCAACAUGACCGCAAAUCAUCAUCCGGUCGCAAGAGCAAAGAGGAGCACCAUGGAAGUGUGCGCAAGAAUCAUGGAAGCUCCUCCAGCCGUACUAGUGGUGGCAAACACUACGUGAAACCCAUGUAUCAUGACCCUCUCGAUCUGAGUGGAGGCAUUAGCCGCAUGGGUGCCAGUUCGCCACUGGAAAAUCCUCUGACUCCUCUUUUGGAUGAUGGUCCUGAAGAGCCGAGGGGGUCUUCAAUGCCACGAAGGUGUCGAAGCCGCGGUAACAGCUCUCGUAGUAGCAAUAGUGAAACGCAACGUGACCCAGUUACCAGCCCGGAGGAUGACAACGACCUGGACGACAAAGACGAAAAUAAGAAGAGUCCCUGGCAACGGAUUGAAGAGCGCCCUCUAAUGGUGUUUCACCCCAAGAAGUAGAACAGUAGAAAUGUAACUCCAUGAGCUGCCUUUACCAAUCUCUAUGAUUGAUGAGAUGUGUACAAAUUGUUCAAAUAAUGAUUAUGAAAGUUUAACAUAUAUUACAUUCUAAUUCUCACAGACUGAAUGGAUGCAUUCUUUAUAAUUUGAUACAUGCCAUUCCAUUUGUUAAAAAUAUUUUGGACAUGGUCACUAGGAUGACAGAUAAUCAAUUUGAAUGCAUCUCAAGGGUCAAUGAAACUGAAUUAUGUGGCAACAUGCCAUUUUAGUAUUUAUUAUACUAAGGAGUAUCCAAGACCAGCCAUUGCAUACAAGGGGAGUUUUAUAAUAAGCACAACACAGUAACACCAGUAAUUUCCAAACCAGUCAAACUCUUACAAAUGAUUGCAUCCAAAAACACCUGGAUGCCUUUUCACUCACAAUGGUUUGGUGAUUAUUAUAAACAUUUGAAUGCUUCCGUCCUCAGUGUGGAUCAAAAGCAUUUGAUGCUUUUCAAAAAUUUUAACAUUUAGAGACCCAUUUCCUUAUGUUCUUAUGCAGUAUCUUCAUUGGUAUUCUAUGCUAAAACAUUCUCUUUCUCACUUACCUUCAAUAUCAUUAUUUUGAUAUCAGUUCCUUAUUCAAGCUUUCGUACUAACUUUAUAUAUGUUUUGUGCAUUGGUUGUGUCAUUCCUCAAUAAUGCAUUCUUGAAUUCUUGAUCAUUUUCAUUCUGCAACUCAUUUUACUCUGUUCAAUGAGAAAGGCCUAAAUGUGGCACUUGUUGUGCUAAAGUUUGGAUUUGUUGAGGAAAAGCUGAUUCCAAAUGAAUACCCAUAUGUGUCGUUUCUAUGGGAUCCUGUUAUUUGUAAUGGAAAAGCAUUGACUGUGUCAAACAGUAGACAUUAAUGGAUAUUUCCCACUGUUAAGUUUUGGUUUAAUUCAUUUGUAUUGCUUCUAACAUUUUUCAUAUUCAGAUGGGUAUAGAGUGCUUUUCAUUUGUUUAGAAGAAAAUUAUUUUGUGCAUAUGUAUGAUAGCAUUUAUGUGCAUGACUCAUGAGACAACUAGAAUAGGGCAACAGAAUUUAUUGUAUGCAUAAAAUUGAAAUAGACACAAUUUAGCAUGAAGAUGGACACUAGGCGGAGUGCAUCUGAUACUGAUGCCAAACAGAGAGGAAUUUGCCAAAAUAUCACAUAACCAUUUUGAAAUGUAAUUGUAUAGUUUACAGGCCAUUUUUUGACCAAUGUUUGCCCAUUAAAAAUUCUUCCAGAAUUGUUAGCUUUCACACUGUCGGUACUUUGAAUUACCUGUGAAAAAAAGACAUGUUGCACAUUUUAAAGCACCAUUUUGUAAAAUGAUUAAGACUGAUUUACAGGGUACUCUAUGCUGCAUGAGGGCUGAUCUCAAGAACUGUUUGAUGUCAACCAAACAGGAGACAAAUGAGACAUUUACUAAAAUAGUUCUGCUCAUUCUGAUCAGGUGACCAUCAUUCUGUAUCCAGACCAGUGGUUAAUGGUGACUUUUGCCAUGCUUGUCAACUAACUGCAAAUAACAACGCUGUUGCAACAUGUCUUAAAUCCAUCACAAAGCCGUGCAUAAAGGGGUAGUUGAGUUCACAACAAAAAAAUAAUUUUCCGUCAUCAUUUAAUCGCCCUCAUAUUGUUUGAAAGAUGCUGAAAACUCUAAACCUCAGUCAUCUGAAAACUGACCCACAUUUGUUUUCUUCUUUUUAGAUUUGCACAAACCUUUUCCGCAUUACAGGUUCCAAAACUUCUUAAAGACUUCUUGAUCUGGUAGUUCAUUUAUCAGUUGUACUCAUGGAUAGGGGGUUAGGGAUAGGGUCACUUCAAUGAAAUCGAAGCCAUUCAUUUUUGCAUUCAUCUUCACAUUUUGCUCACAACCUGUGGAUAAUUUACACAGGAAAUAUCUAUAUGCCUUUGUCAAUGUAUACGUUAAUCAUGUGAUGUGGUGCUCUGAAAACACAUUUCCCUCUGUCCUGUGUAAAUAUAUCUCUCUUUGGCUAAAAAUGAAUAUGACAUUUAUAAUGUUAUGUGUGUUGCUUUCAUUGUGCACAACAACUUUGUGAAACUGUUCUAAAGUCAAUUUAGAUGCAACUUUUGCAAUUGUAUAAUUUGUUCAUAUUAUGAAUAUGAAAAAGCACACGUGAAUGUGGAAUUACAGCUGGUAUACAUUGUUUCACUUCUGAGAUGUCCAAAAGUCAU
Molecule: messenger RNA, 4880 nt
Organism: Xyrauchen texanus (razorback sucker)
Lineage: Eukaryota; Metazoa; Chordata; Actinopteri; Cypriniformes; Catostomidae
Product: protein FAM171A2-like
Exons: 8
Coding region: 113-2680 (855 amino acids)
Source: RefSeq, a predicted model, not a curated record